AUGGUAAGAUCUAGAGUAUCCAUAAAUGGCAGACUAGAAAGAGUAAAGAAAUUCAACAUCCCGAAAAAGAAGUUAAGCAUACAUACCUACAAGCAAAACAGAAUUCACAAAAAAAAAUCAACAGAAAAACUGGAGAAAGACCCCAGGGUAAAGGAGCACCAAGACUUAAAUCAAAUUAAAAGAAUAACGAAAACAGUAGAAGAAACAUCAAAAAAUAUCCAAACCCCCCCAUCAGUUGCCAAUUUACAGGGCGGAACAUUUUCUAAAUGUGCGUCGCGUUUUGACGGUUCGAAAAACGCAGACGUUAACGCUUUUCUGAGCGCUAUCGAGAUAUAUAAAGAAUAUUCACAAGUUAGCGACGACAAUGCAUUACGUGCUUUAUCUAUGCUUUUCGAUGGGUUCGCAGCGACUUAUUUUCGAGGUAUAAAAUCAACUUUAAUUACUUGGAAUAAUGCUGUCGAUCUACUCAGGAGAACGUUCGGUCCUCAGAAACCCAGAUAUCGCGUUUAUCGAGAACUGUUUGCUGAAGAACAGCCGUCAGAUAUGAAAACAGACGUGUUUAUUUAUAAGUGCCGUGCUAUUAUCGCACAGUUGCCUCCUGGUACACUAACUGAGAACAUUCAAAUGGACUCAUGA
Ceutorhynchus assimilis (cabbage seed weevil) is the source of this 636-nucleotide messenger RNA. Lineage: Eukaryota; Metazoa; Arthropoda; Insecta; Coleoptera; Curculionidae. The record is from the annotation of a GenBank genome assembly.